AUGGUUCUUCCCUCCUUCUUCGCAUCCUCAAAGAAGUCGUCCAAGACCAGAGAUAUCCCCAACCUUGCCCCCCGACCCUCCCCCCAGGCUAACUCAGGCACCCCUCCUGCCUCGCCUGACAAGCACACCCACUCCAAGGUCAAGGACCGGGAACGCUCCUCCAGCCGCCGCUCGAGCUCCUACUCGUCCAAGCGCUCGUCCAAGUACGACCGCGACUCCCACCCGCUAAACCUCCCGCCCGAGGAGCGCCAGCGCCUGUCCUCGCAGAUGUCCGCCAUGGACCAGCCCACGCCCCAGCCAAUGGACGUGGACCGGGACCACUCGUCCUCGCCCGCCCCCUCGAGCCCCGUCGCCGACACGCCCAAGACGAACGGCAACGGCGCCCCCGACGGGCCUGCUCCUCCACCACACCGCUACACCAAGAGCCCGCCGCCGCCCACUGCAAACUACGCCGCGACCCCCGAGGCUGCCACCCCGCCCGCUGAGCCCCCGACGAUAGACGCCGAGGAGUACAAGGCGGCCGGCAACAAGUUCUUCAAGAUCAAAGACUACCCGCGGGCCAUCGAGGAAUACUCAAAAGCGAUCGAAGCCGACCCCAAAAAUGCCACCUACUACUCGAACCGGGCCGCCGCCUACAUCUCCGCCAACAAGUUCUACGAGGCCAUGGAGGACUGCAAGAUGGCCGACGAGCUGGACCCCAACAACAUGAAGAUCCUCCUGCGGUUAGGCAGAGUAUAUACUAGCCUGGGCCGGCCGGACGAGGCUGUGCAGGUGUACGACUCCAUCAAUGCCACGGCCAAAGACAAGCAGCCCGCGUUGACAAUGCAGAAACACCUCCGCAUGGCCGAAGACACAUCACGGAACGAGGGCUCGGGUUCCAUGGUCAUAUACGCCCUCAACGAGGCUGAGAAGGGUCUUGGCGCUGGUGUAGACAAGCCCCGGAAGUGGCAGCUCAUGCGGGGAGAGGCACAUCUGCGCAUGGGCAAUGCCAAUGCACUCGGAGAGGCACAAAACGUAGCCAUGUCGCUACUACGGUACAACAACCAGGACCCUGACGCCCUCGUACUGCGCGGCCGCAUCCUAUACGCCCAGGGCGAGAACGACAAGGCUGUACAGCACUUUAGACAAGCACUGGCAUGCGACCCCGACUUCAAGGCCGCUGUCAAGUACCUGCGAAUGGUGCAAAAGCUGGACCGCAUGAAGCAAGAGGGCAACGCUGCCUUUAAGUCCGGCAGGUACCAAGAAGCCAUCGACACCUACACGCAGGCACUCGCAGUCGACCCCUCGAACAAGGGCACAAACUCCAAGAUCCUACAGAACCGAGCCCUGUGCCAUAGCCGGCAAAAGAGCUGGAAACAAGCCAUUGCAGACUGCGAGAAGGCCCUCGAGCUCGAUCCCAGCUACACAAAGGCACGGAAGACCCGGGCGAAGGCCCUGGGAGAGAACGGUAACUGGGAGGAGGCUGUACGUGAUCUCAAGGCUAUCCAGGAAGAGAACCCAUCGGAGCCUGGCAUUGCUAAAGAAAUCCGCGAUGCCGAGAUGGAGCUUAAGAAGAGCAAGAGGAAGGACUACUACAAGAUUCUCGGUAUCGAGAAGGACGCCACAGAGACACAGAUCAAGAAGGCAUACCGCAAGCUGGCCAUUGUCCACCACCCCGACAAGAACCCAGACGACGCGGAUGCUGCGGACAGGUUCAAGGAGAUUCAAGAAGCACAUGAGACUCUGAGCGACCCACAAAAGCGCGAGAGAUACGACUCCGGCGCUGAUCUUGUCGAUCCCAACGACAUGUUCGGCGGCGGAGGCAUGGGAGGAGGCAUGGGUGGCAUGGGUGGCGGCAUUGACCCAGAGAUCCUCAUGCAAAUGUUCGGCGGCAUGGGCGGAGGUAUGGGAGGCGGCCGCGGAGGGGGAGGUGGUUUCCACUUCAGCUCCGGCGGCGGUGGAAGUCCGUUUGGCGGCAUGGGUGGCAUGCCCAGCGGUGGCCGGAGAGGAGGACCGCCCGGUGGUUUCCCCUUCUAA
This is a messenger RNA of Alternaria arbusti, 2016 nucleotides long. RefSeq lists its product as uncharacterized. The coding region runs from base 1 to 2016 and encodes 671 amino acids. The transcript has 3 exons. NCBI's taxonomy places the organism in Eukaryota, Fungi, Ascomycota, Dothideomycetes, Pleosporales, Pleosporaceae. The record is from RefSeq and is a predicted model, not a curated record. Gene Ontology annotation, molecular function: protein binding.